AUGUGCAGGCAGUUACUUCAAUUGGAAUGGGGUCCUGAAGAAUAUGAAGAGGAUCCAAGUCCCGCAGAAUUUGAGGACGAUCCAGAAAUGGACCUCGAAGAAUUUGAUGAGGAUCCAGAAAUGGAUCUUGAAGAUUUUGAGGAGGAACCAAGUCCCGCAGAAUUUGAGGACGAUCCGGAAAUGGACCUCGAAGAAUUAGAUGAGAAUCUAGAAAUGGAUCCUGAAGAUUUUGAGGAGGAACCAAAACAUCUUAGGAAGAUAACAUUCCAGCUAUGUGAUGAUUCUAAAGGGCACAUCUCAUAUUCAAAGAUGUGCAGGCAGUUACUUCAAUUGGAAUGGGGUCCUGAAGAAUAUGAAGAGGAUCCAAGUCCCGCAGAAUUUGAGGACGAUCCAGAAAUGGACCUCGAAGAAUUUGAUGAGGAUCCAAAAAUGGAUCUUGAAGAUUUUGAGGAGGAACCAAGUCCCGCAGAAUCUGAGGACGAUCCGGAAAUGGACCUCGAAGAAUUUGAUGAGAAUCUAGAAAUGGAUCCUGAAGAUUUUGAGGAGGAUUCUAAGAUGGAUCCUGAGGAGGAUCUAGAGAUGGAUCUCGAAGAAUCAGAGGAGGAUCCUGAAGAGUGCGUAGAAGAUUCAGCCACCCAUCAUUGA
This is a messenger RNA of Zingiber officinale, 645 nucleotides long. Its product is annotated as glutamic acid-rich protein-like. NCBI's taxonomy places the organism in Eukaryota, Viridiplantae, Streptophyta, Magnoliopsida, Zingiberales, Zingiberaceae. The coding region runs from base 1 to 645 and encodes 214 amino acids. The transcript is spliced from 2 exons. The record is from RefSeq and is a predicted model, not a curated record.